AUGAUUGGCGUGAAAGAAAUCUGCAUCUUGGCAAUUUUUGUCGCGGGAGCGGCAGCUCGGAGCAAAAAUAACCAAUGCGACAGCGUCUGUGCCGGAAAAAUGACCAUCGAAUGCUGCGAAUGCAUCGGAUGCCAUCAAGGUGGGCUCUAUAAACAUUUUAUUUAAAACUUUUCCUUCGAUCUUUUCUGAAAAAAAUGCUUUAUUUUGAAAAGUUCAAAGAGAAAAAAAGAAGCUGAAUUUUAAAUGUGAGGUGUCAGAGUUAUUCCUGAAAACUUUACGAAGACCACAGAAAGUACCAAAAAGUCACCUCAACUUCCUUAGUAUCGAAUACUUUCCUGGUCUCCUGGUAACGGACAGAUGGAAGCAAUAUUUUCCAGAAACGCGAUUAAUCCUAAUUCAGCUGUUUCUUUAUCAUUUGACUCUGCAAUGGAAAAUUCGAGCGAUUCAGGUAUGAGGUUCGGAAAAAGAUCCUUCUUCCCAAUGACUGUAGAGCCCAAACCUUAUAGCUCCAUGCAGUUCGACUACAACUCGAGAGGUGAUUUUAUCAUUCUUCUUGAUGAUUUGGAUUUUUUCCUCGGCUUUUAGAAUCAAUUUUACAGCAAAAAAAAGUCCUAAAAUUCUUUCGAAGUCCUAAAAUCUCAAUUUUCAGCCGACUCCGCCUCGAUGGAAGAGGCGAUCCGCGACAUCUCGGCACAGCUCGACCUCAGACCCAACAGAAUCUUGGUCCAAAAUCUCGCCCGCCAACUGGCUCGCUUCAAUAGUGAAGAAAACUGA
Caenorhabditis auriculariae is the source of this 774-nucleotide messenger RNA. The record is from the annotation of a GenBank genome assembly. NCBI's taxonomy places the organism in Eukaryota, Metazoa, Nematoda, Chromadorea, Rhabditida, Rhabditidae.